Molecule: messenger RNA, 2600 nt
Organism: Panicum hallii
Lineage: Eukaryota; Viridiplantae; Streptophyta; Magnoliopsida; Poales; Poaceae
Product: serine/threonine-protein kinase D6PKL1
Exons: 4
Coding region: 391-2451 (686 amino acids)
Biological process (GO): protein phosphorylation
Cellular component (GO): cytoplasm; plasma membrane; nucleus
Molecular function (GO): protein serine/threonine kinase activity; ATP binding
Source: RefSeq, a predicted model, not a curated record
CACCUUCGACUCCAAGCUGAGGCAGAGCUCCACAACAGUUACCACGCCUUUCGCCUUUUCUUUUGUCCUCCACUCCACUUCCCCUCCUCACGAGAGGAGAGAGAGUGCGUGCGAGUGCGGAGCCAAGAACACGGAGCGCCCCGGGAUCUCCGCUUCCCCCCGAUUCGAGGUGCUUCUUUCUUCCGUUUCGGGGUGGAGUUCGUCCUACUUCCGGGAGUUGCUUCGCUUGGUGCUGCCCAGAAUUAGCGCGGAAGCAGGUGGAGUGCUCUCUGCGCUGAAAUCCGCUCACCGGGUGCCAGGAAACAGGCGGUUGGAGAGAAUUGCUUGGGAAUUCGCCAAGAAGCGACCGAAUCUUUGCAGGUGCUUGUGCACUUGUUAUGCUGAGACUGAAUGGAGGCAGUAGAUAAGAUUGCCGAGCCCAAAGACCCUUUGGUGCUCACUGCUCGGAAGGUUCAGAGCUUGGAGCCACCGAUACCUAUAAAGGCGUCGUGGAAAGGGAAGAACUCCCAGCAGCAAGAAGAGAAGGAUUUGCCAGCUGAUGGUGAGGAGAGCUUCCGGAGCCUGGAUUCUUCUGAUGAGGGUGGCCGGAGCUCCUUCUCUGGGGCUAGUCACCCUCCAGAGCCUAUUGAUAUGGAUAUUAUGAAGACAGUCUAUGUUGCAAUUGACGAGGAGAAGUCCGAGCCACCGGUGUGUUUAGUGCGGGGAGUGUCGAUGAAGGGGCCUUUCAUGGAUGACCUCUCGGUCCGUGUCACAGGCACAAAGGCAAAUCUGGUGGUAGGCGCCGGCACCGCCGAAGGUUUGGCUGAAGAGAGGAAGGUGUCUAGUUCUGCAGUGGCAUCACUGGCCACAGCGCGCUCAUCUCAGGCUACCUCUUUGCCUCAGGACUCGGAAGAGAAGGAGUGUGUCUGGGAUGCUUCACUCCCUCCCAGUGGCAAUGUCAGCCCUCACAGUAGCAUUGACAGCAUGGGUGUGGUCACUGCCAUGAGCACCCUUAACAGCUGUGCAAGCACUUAUAAAAGUGAAGCUGUAGCUAGUGAAGGAAUGCUUGCUGUGGAGAGAAACUUCGAAGGUGUAAAGAGUGUUCGAGGCGACUUACAAGAAAGUGCAAAAACUAGCAUGAGUCGAGCAAGUGAUAGCAGUGGUGUUAGUGAUGACAGCAGCUGGAGCCAUAUAACUGGAGGUGCCAGCAAGCCUCACAAGGGGAAUGAUCCUAGAUGGAAAGCAAUUCAUGCUGUACGAACUCGUGAUAGCGUGCUUGGAAUGAGCCAUUUUAGACUACUCAAGCGUCUUGGUUGUGGUGACAUUGGCAGUGUUUACCUCUCAGAAUUAAGUGGAACUCGGUGCUACUUUGCAAUGAAGGUAAUGGACAAGGCAUCCUUGGCAAGUAGGAAGAAGUUAAAUAGGGCUCAAACUGAAAGGGAAAUUCUACAGCUUCUGGACCACCCAUUCCUCCCAACCUUGUAUACACAUUUUGAGACCGACAGGUUCUCUUGUUUGGUGAUGGAAUUCUGUCCGGGUGGCGAUCUGCAUACUCUGCGACAGAGACAACCAGGGAAACAUUUCUCAGAGUAUGCUGCAAGGUUUUAUGCUGCGGAAGUACUUCUAGCCCUGGAGUAUCUACACAUGUUGGGUGUUGUGUACAGGGAUCUGAAACCAGAAAAUGUCCUUGUGCGUGAUGAUGGGCACAUAAUGCUUUCAGAUUUUGACCUCUCCCUAAGAUGUGCAGUCUCACCUACACUCAUCAGAACAUCAGCUUUUGAUUCUGAUCCCAGAAGAGCAGGUGGUUCUUUCUGUGUACAACCUGCUUGCAUGGAACCUACUUCAGCGUGUAUUCAGCCUGCAUGCUUCCUUCCCAAAUUCUUCGGACAGAAGAGCAAGAAAAAGACUAGAAAGACAAGGUCUGAGUUGGGACAGAAUGCUGGCACCCUGCCCGAGCUUGUUGCUGAACCAACGUCCGCUCGGUCAAUGUCAUUUGUCGGGACUCAUGAAUACUUGGCACCUGAAAUCAUCAAAGGCGAAGGCCACGGAAGUGCUGUUGACUGGUGGACCUUCGGCAUCUUCCUUCAUGAGCUGCUGUACGGUAAAACCCCAUUCAAGGGGUCAGGAAACCGUGCCACACUGUUUAACGUGGUUGGUCAGCAGCUGAAAUUCCCAGAGUCACCGUCCACAAGCUACGCUAGCAGAGACCUCAUCAGGGGUCUCCUGGUCAAGGAACCACAGAACCGCCUAGGAGUGAAGCGGGGAGCGACAGAGAUAAAGCAGCACCCCUUCUUCGAAGGCGUGAACUGGGCUCUCAUCCGGUGCAGCACUCCACCUGAGGUCCCAAGACCCGUUGAGGCCGAGCUGCCAGUGAAGUAUGGUGUGGCCGAGGCAAUCGGGAGCAACAGCAAGAGGAUAGUUGGCGCGGACGUGAAGUCGGGCGGAAAGUACCUGGACUUUGAGUUCUUUUAGAGUAGGUUCCCAGUGGCUGCUAUUGUUUGCUUACUGUUGGUGUAUGGUCAGCUUGAUGUUGUGUGAUUCGAUAUGGUGGUUUGUGUCUCACCAUCGGUGCAAAAUUAUCAGAUCUGAAUUGACCAGAAUUAGAUAGAUGUGUUUGCCUA